AUGAGCUGGCAGCCCUACCUAGCGAGUGACAAUACCCGUCGACCACCCGACUUGUCGGGCGAGGCGGGUAAAUUUAGGGGGCGACGCACCUGCACGCGCACAAAAUGGCCUGCCAUCUGGAGGCCCCCCACCGGCAGGCGACUUAUGUGCGAGAUCCGGUCGAUGGAAAAUGUGAAGAAUAGAGUCUCCUGUCUCGUUGCACAAGUAGGUUUUAGGGCACCAGUACUACUGUUGCGGUGGGACCAAGCGGUGGUCAGUCACUUCGAAGAGCAAACUCCGGCGAUGAUACCCUUGCUAGCUGCCAUCCUCUUGGCCGGAGCCGCGGGCGCCGGCCCGGUCCUCGUGAGCGACGCCUGCGGGAGCGACACAACGACGAACGAUGACCUUGCGCGGGGACGGUGUGCCGUGGAGACGGUCUCCCGAAAUAUGAAGGCGAAGGAGAGACCGGCGGAGUUAAAGGUGGAAGCGGAGGGGAAGCUGUACUCGGUUCCUGAGGGCGUGGAGAUGCUCACCCCGCCUCCGCAGGGCGAGUUGGACCAGUGGUGGAAGGAGUUCUUUCGGAAGUUCAGGGAGUUCUGUUCCGGCGGAGCAAACAAAGCGAAGGUCGUUGGUUCGGAUUCAGCACGACCAUCAGGGGACGCUGCGGGGGACCAGGGCAACAGCAGCCAAAGCGACAGCGAUAACGGUGGCGACGACGACGGCACCGUGCAGGGGGAAGCGGCGGUGGCAAACAAGGACGUGCGGUCCGCGGGGGAGCACUCUUGCCAGAUCUGCUUCGACCAGGACCAUUCCACCGUGAUGCUGCCCUGCGGACACGGCGGCCUGUGCUGGGACUGCGGCCUGCAGAUCUACGCCCUCACGGAGGAGUGCCCCAUGUGCCGGACCAAGAUUGAGCUGCUGGUACAGUUGGAUGGCGAGAAGCGAAGAUAUGAAGGAGAGGACGAGUACGUCUCGGCCCUUUGCGCGUAAACGUUUUUCGGGGGUCCGCGUGAGUCCGACCGUCGGUGCUACGUCUCGCUGUCUCUCGCUCCUUUCCCUCUACGUGUCUUUCGGUAUCUUGUACUUGGCACUUGGUCGGCGGGUGUAUGUAGGCGGGCGGGAUUUUGACUUGAUCAUGGUUUGUUUUAUCUCUUGAGUCCCCGGAUCGUGAUUAGAGCAGGAUUCCCUUGAGCUGCGGAAGUUCUAGAGCCUUCCUUGUCGCCGACAAGGCCUUUUCGUUGUCGUUGACGGUGUGCGCGUGCUCGGCCUCGCUGGUUUUCUCCAUCUCUCGCCUUGAGAUCUGUAUCGGAAAUUUAUUAGUGUCGGGCGCGCGCGAGAGGGGCGAACGGAUCGAGCCGGAAUUGAACGGCAGGGGAGGGCGGAGACGAACAGCCCUUAGAGAGGUACAUGACGGCAUCGCCUGUUUUUCUUGUGUCGUCGAGCUGUUAGACCGUGUUUCCGGGGCCCCGCCGUGGUGCUGGCGGCGGGGCUCUCGCGAUGAGCAAGGGUGGAUGGCGAGGCCCCCUGUCUGUCCGCAUGUAUGUAUUGAUGGUUGAUUUGGUGUGUGUGCAUAGGUGGUAGAGAGUGUCGUGCGAUGAUGAGUUUGGACCACUACAACAGCCGUUCUCGCCGUUUUCCGGACAAGCAAAACGGUGUUUCUAGAGAGAAUUGCGUGGCUUUGCCGACCCGCGGGGUGGAACCUGUCGAGGAUGUCCAACACCACGACGAUUUGGUAUCGAAGCUCCCCAAGUCAGUAGGUGGAUAGUUCACGCACACACACACACGUCUGCGGUUGUUGGUGUUCGCCUUGUUUUUGGCUUGGGCGUGUGUUUUUUGUUUGUUGCUCGCUCGAACGUCGUUCGUUUGUCAAAAGCCGGGAACGCGCGGCGGUGGUGGCGUUGAGGAGGAUGAGGCCACGGGACGCUGGGCAGACGUGUCUGUCGAUCUGCCUGUUGUAGUUUUUCGUGUUCUUGCUGGGCUGGCGCGCCUGUCUCAACAGAGGGCUUGUUGUGAUGAAGAUGUGUGUUUUGUGUGCGCGUGUGGCUCCCUCGCUUUGUGGUCGCUCAUCAAUCGACUCCGACUCAGUCCGUUGUCGUUGCCCCUCUCACGGAAAUAGUUGCUGUUUUCGUGUUAUCUGAGUUUUCGUGGGGCAUGGCCAACAGGUCUUUCCCGUGUCCUUUCUCUUUGUUUUCGUAGCACCUGGCCGAAGUGGUUUCUUCUGUUUUCGUACAACUCGGCCUGAUUUUUCGGGUGGCCUGAGAUCCUUGCAAGCAAGGUAUUUUUCGGAGUGAAUCGUGAGGGGGAGGUGUGUUGCGCGCUCGUUCGUGCCGCUACAACUCACGUGCCCCCCGGAAUGUGAUCACUCCGUUGAGCGUGUAGAACGCUUGUCUGUCUAUUGCUCCCGGAUCUCUAGCUGUUCGUUAUCGUGCCAAUGGUGUUGCUGUUCA
Molecule: messenger RNA, 2426 nt
Organism: Ectocarpus siliculosus
Lineage: Eukaryota; Phaeophyceae; Ectocarpales; Ectocarpaceae
Source: the annotation of a GenBank genome assembly